Molecule: messenger RNA, 741 nt
Organism: Antrostomus carolinensis (chuck-will's-widow)
Lineage: Eukaryota; Metazoa; Chordata; Aves; Caprimulgiformes; Caprimulgidae
Product: serotriflin
Exons: 7
Coding region: 1-741 (246 amino acids)
Cellular component (GO): extracellular region
Source: RefSeq, a predicted model, not a curated record
AUGGAUCUACUAACUGCAAUCAUUUUCCUGGCUGCUUUGCUACACCGAUCUGAAGGACAGUUUUUUCCAGACAAAGGACUGCGUAUUUUCUCCUUUCCUCGUUUUAAGUUUCAAAACCAAAAGCAGAUCCUUGAGGAACACAAUGAAAUACGGAGAUCUGUAAUUCCAACAGCCAGGAACAUGCUGAAGAUGGUGUGGAGUGAGAAAGCUGCCAGAAAUGCUCAGAAAUGGGCAAAUAGGUGUGAGAUGAAAAUCAGCCCAGCAGAUCUGAGAGUCAUUAACGGUGUCACCUGCGGUGAGAAUAUAUUAUUAUCACCUUACCCAAAAACGUGGCCUGAAGCAAUUAAAGUCUGGUACAGUCAGUCCUCCAAUUUCAAGUAUGGAUAUGGAGCAACAGCAAAAAAUGCCAAUAUCGAGAACUAUACUCAGCUAAUCUGGUACAACAGUUACCAGAUUGGAUGCGCAGUUGCCUACUGUCCUAGGAGCCAGUUCAACUACUUUUAUGUUUGCCAAUACUGUCCUCCAGGAAAUAACAUAAUGCAAAAAGCUACACCUUACAGAAGCGGACCAAAAUGUGCAGACUGUCCCGGCUACUGUGACAGAGGGCUUUGCACGAAUCCUUGCAAGCAUCAAGAUUUAUUUGGAAACUGUGGAAAUCUGAAAAUGUUAUUCAGCUGUAACAAUCCAAUGGUCAAGAACAAGUGUCCUGCUACCUGUAGAUGUACCAAUCAAAUAAUGUAA